Molecule: messenger RNA, 849 nt
Organism: Penicillium maclennaniae
Lineage: Eukaryota; Fungi; Ascomycota; Eurotiomycetes; Eurotiales; Aspergillaceae
Product: phosducin family protein
Exons: 3
Coding region: 1-849 (282 amino acids)
Biological process (GO): regulation of G protein-coupled receptor signaling pathway
Source: RefSeq, a predicted model, not a curated record
AUGUCCGCCCAAGACGAAUUCAAUCAGUUGGUGAACAAUAACCGCCACCAAUUCUCUUCCCACCCCGAAGAUCACCAGUAUCACGACCGCUCCUCCAGCCCUGACUUCUCCGACUCCUCCCAACCCCGCAAUCUGCGCCAGCGCCGUGUCCUCGACUCCGAAGACGAGGACGAGAACCCGGACGACAUGAUCUCCUCUCGCUCCAAUUACCAAAUCCCCAAUACUGUCUUCGACGCCAAUACAGGCCCCAAGGGUGUCAUUGCCGAUGCCCAGGCCUUCGAGCGGGCCCGCAAGAAGUCCUUCCGGAGAACCCUGCUCAACGCCGCCGGUUUCAACGGCAAUGACCCCUUCGGCAAAACACGCGAUGACACACCGAUCAAGCCAAAUGACAGCUCGUCCGGCAGUGAGGAUGACGAGGAACGAUUCAUGCGCAAGUGGCGUGUCUCGCGAAUGCAGGAACUGCAAAGCCGCGGUAUGCGGCGCCCCUCACCUCGGGGCCGCAGAUGGGGUGCCGUGGAGACCGUCGAUGCUGCGGGGUACCUCGAUGCCAUUGAGAAGGUGACGCCGGACACCGUGGUAGUGGUUUGCAUCUACGACCCGUCGUCUGAUGACAGUGCCAUUGUCGAGGAAUGUCUUGUCACCAUUGCUGCUCGUCAACCCAACAUCCACUUCGUCAAGCUGCACCAAGAGAUUGCCGAGAUGGAUCACAUUAAAGCUCCUGCUUUGCUGGCAUACCGCAAUGGCGACGUCUUCACCACCAUUGUCGACAUCAUUCGCAACAUCCCCAAGGGCCGCAGCUGCAGUGCCGAUAGCCUGGAGGACCUGUUGAAGCUAAACCACGUUCUCUAA